Messenger RNA from Camponotus floridanus (Florida carpenter ant), 2819 nucleotides. It is a transcript of the gene HGTX, whose product is annotated as homeobox protein Nkx-6.1. NCBI's taxonomy places the organism in Eukaryota, Metazoa, Arthropoda, Insecta, Hymenoptera, Formicidae. Gene Ontology annotation, biological process: cell differentiation; regulation of transcription by RNA polymerase II. The coding region runs from base 600 to 1904 and encodes 434 amino acids. The record is from RefSeq and is a predicted model, not a curated record. Gene Ontology annotation, molecular function: DNA-binding transcription factor activity, RNA polymerase II-specific; RNA polymerase II cis-regulatory region sequence-specific DNA binding. The transcript is spliced from 4 exons. Gene Ontology annotation, cellular component: nucleus.
GGACGACGACUUCCUGAUCGCGCGUCUGGUCGAUCGUCCGGACGACCAACCCAAUCCGCGAUUAAUUUCCCGAACGUCUGUUCUCCAUGUCAUCGCGCGGAAUCACCGGCAAAACGGUGACCGCUCACAGUGUGCGGUGUGACUACUUUUCCGCUCAUCGAUCGCAACUCGUGGAACGUGCAUCGGCAGCCUGUCGCGCGCAGACGACGCGCCGUGCGCUCGCGGAGGAUCAUGGCGAUCAGUGAUUGACCCGAAGGAGACAAGAGAAGAAGAAACAAUCAAGUGCGAACGACGGUCGAAGGAAGAGAAGCUAAAAGAGCUCUUCCUUCGCGAAAGCAGUGACAAUCGCGAUCGCGGUAAGUGCCGGCCGUAUCUCGUGUCGUCGGUGUAGUCGCACGUCAUUGUUCGAAUCAAGUGAAAAACCAUUGCGUGUCGAAUCUUCAUUUCGCAUCAAGCUGAUUCAGUCUGGGUCUUCGGGUCUAUCCCUUGUGCGCGAGAAACCCCGCGGCUCUAAAAGACAGCCGCGCGCCUCAUCCGGCACGCGGCUCUAAACACCAGUUAAGAUUUUUCGCUCACUACCGAACUAUGCGUGGUGCGAGAUGGUAUGUUCUCUGACCAGCGGCAAGGCCUGCGCCGACAGCGGAGACGCUUGCCCGGACCCGCCAUCGCGCUCCACGCCGGAGGGCGGCGGACUCGAGAUCGCCGAGAACAUGUCGUCGCUCAGUGACGCGCACCGACGCAACAAUCAUCACCUAGACCAGGGCGACCGCAGCUCGUCCGCGGGCUCCUCGCUGGGUUCGUGUUCACCACCGCCCGCCUCGAGCCAUUCGCCGCCACCUCCGCGGCCACCCUGGCUUCACGAUUUCCCCGCGGCCGCGCCCCACGUUCUGCAGUUCCUCAAUUUAAGCGCAGCUGGCGGCGGCAUGCUCGGCAGCCAGCCGCUGGCAGCGCUGCACUCUAUGGCGGAGAGGAGUCAUCAGCAACAGCAGCAGCAACAGCAGCAACAACAGCAUCAGCAGCAUCAACAGCAGCAGCAGCAGUCGCAUCAACAACAGCAUCAUACGUCGCAUCAGCAGCAACAAGCCGGCAUCCAGCUGUCGCGUAUCACGGUGCCGCCGCUCUCCACCAUUACUCAGGGUCAAUCGUCGCCCACCGGUAGCGGCAAACAUAGCCCGGCGACCUCCAUCACCUCCGUCGGCAGUAACCCUCACGGCAUCGAUACGAUACUCUCGAGACCGACGGCGACGGUCCACCCUCAGACAACGGUUCCGGGGUCGCACGCGGGUCUCCCGCCGGCACCGCAUCCCCAGCACAUGGCCGCGCCACGGUACGCCACCAUGCACGCCGGCUUCACAGCAUCCUCGGGUAUUGGGCAAUUUCAACAAAGAACGGAACCACGACACCCCGCUGUCUAUUGGCCGGGUCUUCAGGGACUAGUCAGCGAUCCUCUCGCAUGGCGAGCAAGAUUACACACAUUGUCGCAACAGCUGGGCUGUCAGCAAGCGAUGACGGGCGCGGGCGGCGGCACCGGGGAACAUGAUGGCGGCAAGAAGAAGCACACGAGGCCUACGUUCAGUGGACAGCAGAUCUUCGCUCUGGAGAAGACCUUCGAGCAGACCAAGUACCUAGCUGGCCCGGAACGCGCCAAAUUAGCGUACGCCCUCGGAAUGUCGGAGUCCCAAGUCAAGGUAUGGUUCCAGAACCGGCGGACAAAGUGGCGGAAGAAGCACGCGGCGGAGAUGGCGACGGCGAAACGACGGCAGGAGGAGGUCGAGGGCGUCGUCGCCGAGGGUGAGGACGGAUGCAGCGACGCGGAAACCGAUGGUGGUAGCGGCAGUGGCGGCGGCGGCGACACCGCCGCGAAGAGGCUGCGAAGGGAGCUCGAGCAGCAGUACAGGCAUUGAGAACCGCCGGUCGGGGCGGCGGGGGUGACCCGGGGACACGCGGGGACGCGAAAAAAGGGAAAAGAGGGUUGCGAGAGGAGAAGGAUAAGGCGUGGCCCGGGGGCGGCGCGUACCCAAGGAUUCCUCGCGGCUUGUUCGGAGAACAACGCGCGUGUCGGCUCGCGGAUGAUCGCGGAACGAGUGAACGGCGGCGCAGAGAAAGAAAGAGAAAGAGAGAGAGAGAGAGAGAGAGAGAGAGAGAGAAAGGGGAGACGUACGUAUAAUAUACGUGAGUGUGUGUCCGCGUGUCUUUCUUCGUGAUUUAGCCGGACGCUUAACGCGGCAUCGCAAGUGAUGUACGGGAUGUCCGGGAAGUCUUUCGCGUCUUCCUCGGGACGAAAGUACGAGAGACGAUUUAAAAAAUUUAAUAGAGAGCGGAGAGAGAUCGCGAGAAUAUUGAUGCUGCGUGAAGUCGAUUCUUGUUGAAUUAUAAGCGGAACAUAAUUAAAAGGUUUAUAAGGAGAUAGAGAGAAGAGGUGUAAUUUCCGGUUAACUACAAGGAUUUUAUACUUGGACUUUGAUUAGAAGUUUUUAAUUAUCCAUUCCCUAGUCUUUCCUAAAGAUUGAUUUUUCAAAAUUAUUAAGGCGGCCGAGAGAAGCGCGAAUUGUAAGAUGCCUGAUUAUCAAAUCUUCGCGUUUCGCGAUAGUGCUGAGUUGUUUGCAAUCAUGCCGUUAUAGUCGAGGAUAGUCUUCUUGAAGUGAAUAGAUCUUUAUGGCGACUGUCGUAAUUUUGACGGAUGCUUCGAUUGACUACGAAAUCGCGAAUAUCGCGCUGAUUUUGUCGAUGGCGGAUUUUGUGAGUGCUCAAGAACUAGCGACUCGGUUUUGAUUAAACGUUAACCAAAGAAUAAUUAUUUAUAUUGAGAUUGAGUGUUA